Molecule: messenger RNA, 3044 nt
Organism: Chelonia mydas (Green sea turtle)
Lineage: Eukaryota; Metazoa; Chordata; Testudines; Cheloniidae
Gene: TMEM151A
Product: transmembrane protein 151A
Exons: 2
Coding region: 125-1501 (458 amino acids)
Source: RefSeq, a predicted model, not a curated record
AUCGGAGCGGGGCGCAGAAGAUGCACCAGGCGGGGAGGCGGCUCCGCGCUCGGGCCGGGGCGCGCUGGGUCUGACCCCGCCAUGGUGCCCGCGAUCCCGGCUGCCGCAGCCCCCAGCAACAGCCAUGCUCGGCGAGGGGGCGCUGCCCGGCCCGCCCGCCGCGGGGGACCCGCACCGGGAGGAGCAGCGCCCCCUCAAGCAGUCCCUGAGCAGCUCCCUGUGGCGGGAGUCACACUGGCGGUGCCUCCUGCUCACCUUGCUGAUGUAUGGUUGCUUUGGUGCCGUGGCCUGGUGCCACCUGUCCACCGUCACCCGCCUGGCCUUUGAUGGAGCAGCCCGGGGAACCUCCACUGUCUAUCACGCCAGCCCCUGCUCCGAUGGCUAUCUCUACAUCCCGCUGGCCUUCCUGGCCAUGCUGUACCUGCUCUACCUGGUAGAAUGCUGGCACUGCUUUGCCCAGGCCCGGCGCCAGCCCCGGGCCAGCACGGCCAGCGUGCACCAGCUGGUGCAGCGCAUGCAGCAGGCAGCGCCUUGCGUGUGGUGGAAGGCGGUGAGCUACCACUACGUCCGCCGGACGCGCCAGGUGACCCGCUAUCGCAAUGGCGAUGCCUACACCACCACCCAGGUGUACCACGAGCGGGUCAACACCCACGUGGCCGAGAGCCACUUUGACUACACGGCCCACGGCGUGCGCGACAUCUCCAAGGAGCUGCUGGGCCUGGCUGAGCACCCGGCCACGCGCCUGCGCUUCACCAAGUGCUUCAGCUUCGCCAGCGCUCGGGCCGAGGCUGCCUACCUGGCACAGCGGGCACGCUUCUUCGGCCAGAACGAGGGGCUGGACGACUACCUGGAGGCACGAGAGGGCAUGCGGCUGCAGGAUGUCAACUUCCAGGAGCAGCUGAUGGUCUUCCCUGAGCCAGGGCGCCCUCCCUGGUUCGCCCGGCGCUGGGCCUUCUGGGCAGCCUCGCUGGCGCUUCUGUCCUGGCCGCUGCGGGUGCUGGCCGGGUACCGCACGGCCAACGUGCACUACCACGUGGAGAAGCUCUUCGGUACCGAGGACGGGCCCGGCUCCCUGGAGCCCCCUGGCUACGGCCGCCCCAUCCCACGCGUGGCCACGGUGGACAUGACGGAGCUGGAGUGGCACAUCUGCUCCAACCGCCAGCUGGUGCCCAGCUACUCAGAGGCGGUGCUGAUGGAUGCGGUCAUGGCAGGCGGGGCUUACCUACGGGGCUGGCAGCGCUGCCGUCGCACGCUGAGCAGCAACUCGCUCCCCUCUUGCGGCACCCGGGCCCUCUACGCCCGCCUGCCCUUCAGCCGCAGCCGCUUCUCGCUGGGCCGCGGCAUCUUCCGCAGCCUGAGCGGGGGCGGGGCAGAGAGGCAGCCCCUGGGGAAUCCACCCUGCUACCACGACGCCCUCUACUUUCCGGUGAUCAUCAUGCGCAGUGGGGAGACGUGUCCCCCACAGGGCACCCCGGGCACAGCGGCUGGGACGCCUCUAUGAACUCGGUGCACGGCCAGGAGCGUGGAUGGGUGCCUGGAGACAGGAGGAGAGCAACGAAGUUACCCCCGGGGAACAACUGAACCCCCCUCCCCUGCCCCGGGGACCCCAGUGCUCGUGGCACACAGGCCCUGGCUGAGGUAGAACAAGGGGAGCCACGUCGCAGCAAAACCAGUGUGUGCGCUCAGCUCUCCGGGUGUAGAUCCAGUCACCCCCUGAGGGCUACGGGGUCAGGGCUGGAUUCUGAUCUCAGCUCCUGUGCGUGGAAUUGGAUUCCAGAGGUUAGACUGAGCCCAGGGCUGGGACAGGGACAUUGACAGACCUGUGCAAAGGGGGAGCCUAGGGCAGGGGGCAGCCUUCCCCAGAUGUGCCAGAUGUGCAGGAGGGGCUGGAGCUUCCUUUGGAGGUGACUGGGGCUGCCCUAAAUCCCUGAUAGCUGGAGGACCUUGAUACUGUGGGGUCGGUGCCUCACCCCUCCCUCCCCAAGGCUGUGACCCCCAUGGCAGAGUGAGGCUGGGGGAUAGUUUAAUUUCCUCUCAAACCUCCCCCGCAGGGUAUCUAUUCUGCCCUGGCACCCCUCUCUCCCUGAGGCUGUGCCAAGGGGCUGGUGGUUAAAUGGUGCAUGCCCAGGGAGGCCUGGCUGGAGUGAGCCUGACAGUGAAUAAAGGGACACAAACCCACAGCAGAGUCUGGGUAUGUGGCUGUGCUACCUACUUCUGGAGGGGAUGAGCCAGGCUCUGUGUGCGCGUGUGCGCGUGCGCGUGUGCAAGGUGGUGGUGGUGGGGGAGUCCCCUGCUGGAGGAGCUAAGCCCAGACUAGGGUACGGCUGGUCAUGGCAUGAACUGUGCUGUGUGCGCAUGCAGGUAGCCCGCUGCUGCGUCUCAGCACCAGGUGAGGGAGUCCUGUGUGAACAGCCCCCAUGCCCCACCCCAGAGGCAACUGGCACUCAGCACUGCCCAGGACCUGCAGAGACUCUAUUGCAGACCCUCCUGGGGCAGGGCCCUUUAAGAGUGAGUGGCAGCUCCAAGGCCUGGGGGUAGCACGAGCCACUCUGGCAGGAGCAGAUGGGCUAAACUGCUCAAGUGCCUUGCCUAUGGGUGCUGGAGCCAUGAGCUGAUCUGCUCUGGGGCAUGGAGCGAGCAGUACAGGGCAGCCCGGGAAAUGGAGCCAACUGAUAUAGCAGCCCUGCUGAUGCCCCUCACUGCCAGCCUGCAGCCACUGCUAUCCCAGCCCUGAGCUCGGCCCCCUGGACUCAGACUUUGGGGCCAGCACUGACUGCAAGGGGCACGUGCUCCCUACUGAGCCCGUCCUGCUCCCUCCAUCACAGCACCACCUACCACUGCCCUGGAGCACGGGGGUCAGCCCUCCAGGCCUGCGCAGUAAGAAUGACAGACACAGCUGCUGAUGGAAGCAUUAGGGUUUAUUGAGGGACUGACAGAUGCAGGUGCAUCUUGAGCUUCCGCACUGGCUCCGUGGGGCCCAGGGCCUGCUUUCCUGGAGUGCAGGUCAAACGGUGCACGGGUGGUGCAGAACAGGAAGGUUAGAG